UUUCCGGAAGAUCUCGCGAUAUCUCCCCUUGGCAACUGUGAUGUUUACCCUGGCUACCAUACUCCUGCUAGAUACAAGGACUAAUUAAGUUUCUUUGCCUUCCUUCACCACAAGAUUGCCACUCGUAUGCAGUCGCCUGAUAGAAGUGAGCUUUGGUGCCCCGGCCAGUCUCUGUGGAGCCUGAUUGCUGAACAUGUUGCCUGGUCAGAGUUACCAAAGAUCCAUUCAGCAUUGGGCAACUCUCUGGUUAACAUGUAUACAGAGGUGCACUCCGAGGCGGAGAUGUGGCACAAGAUGUGGCAAGAGAGCCAUCAAGGACACAAUAUCAGCAGGGCAGGGACCCCUCUCCCACAUCAGCAAGGCUCUGCUCUAGCUGACCCCCCCGCAGUCAAAGAGCUGGUCAGAGCCGAGGUCAAGAUGUUACUACAGAAUCUCAGAGAGAGAGCCAGCAGGGUCGAGAAAGAUGGUGAGGAGGUUGUUUUUCAGUACAAACCUGAGACGGUGGACUAUGCUCUGCGUCACCCUGGCAGCUGCUACAGAAACUGUACCAGCCCUGAAGAUACUGAUAAUGGAAGCAGACCAAGCUCUUGCUGUUCUGUCCGGUCCAAGGCUGAAGUUGAAAUUGAGGCAAUGAGAGACAAGCUGACUGUCACUAACAUUGACCAAGUGGUGGACCGCCUCAAGUCCAUCCUAACCGAGGAAUGUGAAUCAUUGAACAGACUGGUAAAGCAUUUAAAGGGAAAUAUUAAACAAAGGUGUCUGAACAAAUGCGAUAAAUCAGAACCUACACUUGCAGAGUUGAGAGAGCUUAGACAAGCUAUACAAAUGGACUUGGAGCUCUACCCCUCAUCAUCUGCUGCUUCACUGCCAGCUUCCUUUGCUGUACCUUUGAAGGAAUUGAAAAAUGGGCCCAGACUGUCAGCAGGACAAAGGUUUUCUGAAGAGGCUCUGCAAGAUAUAAGCUGUACGUCAGUCCUAAGACCACAUCCACCUCCUCCUCUGUGCCAUGCUAAACCCAAGCCACUGUUCAGGACUCCUCCCACCAAGACCUCUGCAUCAGUCAGACUAAUUAACAGCUCUUCACUGUCUCUGACUCAUGGACAGCACAGAAACACAUCAGUCUCCACUGGACCUAAGAAGACACAGUCACUUAUGGCCACCUCCUCUGGACAUGCAAACAGCCACUUCAGCACUUCACCUCCAGGGCCUGCCAGUGACCAGAUAAUGAUUAAAACCACGCACAACUGCAGUCUCUCUCCAGAGCAAAAUAGUGAUGGCCUCCACCGCAGGAUACCGCCUCUUAGUGCGAGUUGUCAAAUAAAAUCUCCACAAAUCUCAACCAUCCACGAACCCCAUCCAUCAGCCCAUCGCAGAAUUCACAUCCCAAGCAGAGGGUGUGAUUUGUCACCACAGACAGAGAGAAAAAGCAACCCAGCCUGGAGGUCAAGAAACAUCAAUACUAUCCCCUCACUCAUUCCUGCUGUCAGCCCUCACUGUGAUGCAGACAGUUACAGUAGCAGCAGUACUGACCACUCGACUGGGAAGUCAGAUUCAAAAAACAGUAUCUGUGGAGGCGGUUUAGCGUCAGCAACAGUGCAGGCACAUAACGACAGAAGGAAGGGCACCUCUGAGGGUUUUCCUGCUUGUGCUGGCAGUAGGAAGAGCAACACUGGAUUUGAUAGAAAUAAAACUGGUCAUCAUGGGAAGGAUGUCACCCAGCAGCAAAGCUUAUUAGCAACUGUUUGACAGACUGCUCCUCACAUCACUCAGAAGGAACUGAUACUACCUAGAGACUGUGUCUGGCCUUUGCAGUAUUUUCUAUCCAGCAUGAAUUCAAAUGAAUUUGAACUGUGUUAUCACCAGAAAAUAACUCAAGUGCCUGUAGGUUUGCAGUGAUUAAGUACAUGUUUGAACAGUUCCUGUUGUGAAGAAAGGCAACAGCAGCAGCCCGCUUUCGUGAAAAACGGAAAUAACUCUACAAACCACAACGUAGUGCAGAUUUUCAUGAAGAUGUCUAUCUUACAAAUCUGACUGGUGCACAAAAUAGAAAAGUCAGGAAGAUGUCAUUUGAAUAUUAAAGUGUAAAAAUCAUGACUUGAAUCAUAGGUCUACAUUUAGAUUUAUAUUUGUUUAACUUGCAUUAUUUAACUGGAGAAAGGUUAUUUUCUCAUAUGGUCUUUGAGCAAUGGUCUAAAAUCUGAGGUCCAAGGGUUUAUUGUCUGCCUUUAAA
This is a messenger RNA of Scatophagus argus, 2230 nucleotides long. RefSeq names its product coiled-coil domain containing 24 (gene ccdc24). The coding region runs from base 127 to 1746 and encodes 539 amino acids. Lineage: Eukaryota; Metazoa; Chordata; Actinopteri; Scatophagidae. The transcript has 9 exons. The record is from RefSeq and is a predicted model, not a curated record.